Messenger RNA from Dovyalis caffra, 831 nucleotides. NCBI's taxonomy places the organism in Eukaryota, Viridiplantae, Streptophyta, Magnoliopsida, Malpighiales, Salicaceae. The record is from the annotation of a GenBank genome assembly.
AUGGAUGUUGCUGCUGCUGCAAUGACCAUAAAGAUGAAGACUUGUUGUGGAUAUGGUGGCAUCAAGACCAUGGAAAUAAGAUGGGCAACUAGAAAGGAUUACAGCAAGCAAGUGUCAACAAAGUUAAAACCAAGAAUACCCAUUUUCAUAUCCACGAACCCUUCUCAUAUAAACCCUCAAGAACUGAGAGACCUCUACAGCAGCUGCAACCACUCCUGCCACAGGUUUCCAAGGGUGGACAAUACGGGAAAACUAGUGGAACCAGUUGACAUCAAGAAACUAAGCAUUGCUCUUUCUCACAGUGCUCUUCUUGUCUCUGUCUUUUGCAAUACAGAAGAUGUUGUAGCUAGUGAUGAUGAUUGUGGAAAUGAGGAUGAACCCAGUGAAAGAGAGACUACUCCUUUGGUGGGUUUGGGAGAUUUGUUGCAGAGGGUGGUGCCUUUUCCUGUGGUUUCACCUUCCACUGGCAAGUUAGUGGGAUUUGGCCGUGCUGUUUCUGAUUAUGGAUUGACUGCUUCCAUCUUUGAUGUCAUGGUUAUUCCUUCGUUACAGGGAAUGGGAAUUGGGAAGAUGAUAGUUAAAAGAAUCAUAAGAAUACUCACAAGUAGAGAGAUUUAUGACAUUGCAGCCCUUUGCUCGGCUGAUGAGAGGCUGUUCUUCAAAGCCUGUGGAUUUGGAGAUGACAUAAUGGGGUCAACUACAAUGAUGUAUACAAGGACUCUUUCAACUCAUAUUGAAGGUGAUCCGAUGGUUAAACAUGCAGGUCGAAAACUUUUGCUAGCUCCACCACUAAGAAAGUCUUCAGAGUCUUUGAAGAACUCCAAAUCAUAA